UGCUGCUUCUUCUCUCUCUUUCACCUAAUGUUCAGUUUUUUCUCCCUCAUUUACUAUCACUUUCCCUCUCCGUUCGCUUGUUUCUUCUUGCCCCUGGUGUGUCAGUAAGUAAUCUGUUUCAUUUGAGGAAGGUGGGAAAGAGAGAGAACAAAUGGAGAGCGCCCAUUUAUUCCAGUGCUAGUUAGCGAUUUGCUGAGCUGCUGGUUAGUUUAUUAGUUGUGCGAGUAAAGUGAGCAGGAGCUUCAGUAUCAGAGGAGGAUUUACAUCUUACAGAGCUGAAUUACACAGAACAUCAUGGCUAAGAAACAUCUGCAUGCUGUGGUGAUGAGCAGAUAAGGAGGACCCAACCACUGAAAUACACCUAUAGUCAUCAUGAGCAUGUCAGCAGUGCACUCCGCCUCCCCUCCUGCUGAGGAACCAGUGACACCCCCACCCUUGACCACACCUCCUCGCAAAGCUUCAGUCCGGCUCCAGGAGAGGCGGGGCUCUAAUUUGUCUCUCCUUUUGGAUGUGAACACUUUGGGGGUGGAGAGUGUCUGUUCUGUCUCCACCCCAAAGGAGGUGUGGCUUCAGCUGCUUCACACCUCCUCACGACCACUCACACACACGCUGCUGCAGGAAGCUGCCAUUGACACAAAUACGCUGAAUGUAGAGUACCAGAAGAUCCCUCCGAACUUUGUGAACGCUGCUGACCUCGAUGUUCCGGGACACAUGAUGAAAGACCGAUACAAAACCAUCCUCCCCAACCCUGAGAGCCGAGUGAUCCUGAGGAACCCGGACGAUGAACCUGGGCCUGAUCACUACAUCAACGCCAACUACAUCAGGGGCUACAAAGGGGCUCCCAGGGCCUACAUCGCUACCCAGGGGCCCAUGGUGCACACCGUGGGAGACUUCUGGGACAUGGUGUGGCAGGAGAGGAGCAGUAUCAUCGUCAUGGUUACGAGGCUGAAGGAGAACAACGAGAAAUGUGAGGUGUACUGGCCACAGCCGAGAGACAGGACGAAGAGGGUAAAGGAGGAGGAUGAAGACCAGGAGGAGAAGGACGGGCAGAGGGAGAAGGAAAAUGAAGAGGAAGGAGAGAUGAGACAAAUCGGCAGAUUCAUUAUCAGAGUGAAAGACAGCCGAGAGAAAGACGGGUUCACUGUCACAGAUAUGGAGAUUCAGCUCCAUUCUGAGCGUCGACACGUCAGACACUACUGGUUCACAUCUUGGCCUGACCAUCAUAUCCCACAAUGCAUAGCUCCUUAUCUAAGGCUGGUGGAGGAGGUGGAGACGUACAGCAAGUCCCUCGUGCCUCCCUCUAGCUCUCAGGAAGUCUCUGCGCCCGCCUCCAGCCCUGGACCAAUCAUCGUCCACUGCAGUGCAGGUAUCGGGCGGACAGGCUGUUUUAUAGCCAGCACUAUUGGCUGUCAGCAGCUCAGAGAAACCGGGCAAGCUGAUGUCCUGGAGACAGUUUGUCAGCUUCGACUCGACAGGGGCGGUAUGAUCCAAACCUCAGAGCAGUACCAGUUCUUGUACUCCACACUGGCCCAGUACAGCUCCCAGCUGCAGCAGAAACAGAACCAGCCUGCCACACUGCCUCAGAGCCAGCAGAACCCAGAGGACCAGGUCAGCAUACAGCUGCAGAACCUCGAGCUACACAGCAAACAGAACAGGAAGAUCUCAUAGAACCUGGAUAACCAGCAGUGUCUUCAGAAAAGUCCAGGAGAAACAAGGAGAAAGACGCCAGCAGCAGCAGAACUUAAAGAACUGAUGCACCAGCAGGAGGACGGCUGGGGGAACGAGGAGGAUCCUCCAGAAGAACUGGUGUUUGGCUCCAAUUUGACUGAACAAGCAGAGAAUAUGAAUAAUUAGAAGAUCAAAAGCAUCAUGUUCAUGACAGACUGAGACUGAAUCAGACUAAUUAAAUAAAAUAAGGCAGGAAUAUUCA
Messenger RNA from Oreochromis aureus, 1930 nucleotides. RefSeq names its product tyrosine-protein phosphatase non-receptor type 7. Bases 373 to 1668 code for a protein of 431 amino acids. Gene Ontology annotation, biological process: protein dephosphorylation. Lineage: Eukaryota; Metazoa; Chordata; Actinopteri; Cichliformes; Cichlidae. The record is from RefSeq and is a predicted model, not a curated record. Gene Ontology annotation, molecular function: protein tyrosine phosphatase activity. The transcript has 11 exons.